Molecule: messenger RNA, 1310 nt
Organism: Mus caroli (Ryukyu mouse)
Lineage: Eukaryota; Metazoa; Chordata; Mammalia; Rodentia; Muridae
Gene: Casp6
Product: caspase 6
Biological process (GO): proteolysis; apoptotic process; positive regulation of neuron apoptotic process
Cellular component (GO): cytoplasm
Molecular function (GO): cysteine-type endopeptidase activity
Source: RefSeq, a predicted model, not a curated record
GGGGCGGGGCAGGAGGCGGGGCGGGGCUGGCAGGAAACAGGGUCGAAGGAGCCGAGGCCUCAGGGCUAGGACACCCGGUGGGAGCUAGCGGGCAGGUGAAAGUAAAACAUGACAGAAACCGAUGGCUUCUACAAAAGUAGGGAAGUGUUCGAUCCAGCCGAGCAGUACAAGAUGGACCACAAGAGGAGAGGAAUUGCCCUCAUCUUCAAUCACGAGAGGUUCUUUUGGCACCUGACACUCCCAGAGAGGCGGGGCACCAACGCAGACAGAGACAACCUGACUCGCAGGUUUUCAGAUCUAGGAUUUGAAGUGAAAUGCUUUAACGACCUCAGAGCAGAAGAACUCCUGCUAAAAAUUCACGAGGUGUCGACUUCAAGCCACAUAGACGCCGAUUGCUUCAUCUGUGUCUUCCUGAGCCACGGGGAAGGCAACCACGUUUAUGCAUACGACGCCAAAAUUGAAAUUCAGACGGUGACUGGCUUGUUCAAAGGAGACAAGUGUCAGAGCCUGGUUGGAAAACCCAAGAUAUUUAUCAUCCAGGCCUGUCGGGGCAGCCAGCAUGACGUACCUGUGGUUCCCCUGGACGUGGUGGAUCACCAGACAGACAAGCUGGACAAUGUGACCCAGGUGGAUGCUGCAUCUGUGUACACGCUGCCAGCGGGGGCAGACUUCCUCAUGUGCUACUCUGUCGCAGAAGGGUAUUACUCUCACCGAGAAACUGUGAACGGCUCCUGGUACAUUCAGGAUUUGUGUGAGAUGCUGGCGAGGUACGGCAGUUCCCUGGAGUUCACGGAGUUGCUCACGCUGGUGAACAGAAAGGUCUCUCAGCGCCGCGUGGACUUCUGCAAAGACCCGGGUGCAAUCGGCAAGAAGCAGGUUCCCUGCUUCGCCUCAAUGCUGACCAAAAAGCUGCAUUUCUGUCCCAAACCUAGUAAGUAGGGCCAUCUGUCUUGCUACAUAUAUUUCACACACAUUUCCCUUUUUAUACAGAGGCCAGCUGGUGGAAGACUUUCACCUAUCAAUGUAAACUGUUUCUAGAUGCCAUAGAAAAGUAAUGUUUUGUAUUUGUUACUUUUCAAUCAUGUUGGACACGUGGUGAAAGGGCUAAAAAUAAUCCUCAGGAAAUUACUAUGCAUCAAUGUCUACUACAUUUAUUACGUUUUUAGUAAACUGUAAGGUUACUCUAAAUACCAACUACCUUGUCUUCCCUCUGUGACACUGUUUAUGCGCGUUUACUGUAUAAUGUUUGUAAAGACUUUUGAAACUCUAGACUGAGAUUGUUUUCGCGUAAUAAAAUGUCUAAAACUCAU